UAACAGAAACACAAUUUCGUAUUAGGGUUUUCUCUCAUCACACUCUUCACUCACUCUGAGUAUCCAUCGCCGCCGCAUAACAACAAUGUCUGACGAGGUUCCCAAAGCCGAAUUCUCCGACAGCGUCCUGAUCAAAUCCAUCAUCCGCCGUGAAGACGGUGGAUCAGGUUUAGCAGGCAAGAAAGCAAGAAUCGGGGGAUGGGUGAAAACCGGAAGAAAAGCCGAUAAGGACGCUUUCGCCUUUUUAGAAUUGAACGACGGAAGCUGCGCCGGUAACCUUCAAGUUAUCAUCGACGCUUCGCUUGCUGAUCUUGGACAACUUGUUCAGACUGGAACUUGUGUUGUUGUUGAGGGACAUCUCAAACUUCCUCCUUCUGGAGCGAAACAGAAGAUCGAGCUUCGUGCUGAAGAGGUUCUUCAUGUUGGUCCUGUUGAUCCUGCUAAAUAUCCUUUGCCUAAAACGAGACUCACUCUUGAAUCCUUGCGUGAUUUUGUUCACCUUCGUUCAAGAACCAACACGAUAUCUGCUGUUGCUCGGAUUCGGAAUGCUCUUGCUUAUGCUACACAUACAUUUUUCAACAAGCAUGGGUUUCUUUAUGUGCACACGCCAAUUGUCACGACUAGUGAUUGUGAGGGUGCUGGUGAAAUGUUUCAAGUGACAACUUUGUUCAGUGAAGCAGAGAGGUUGGAGAAGGAACUGAUACAGAAUCCUCCUCCAACUGAAGCUGAUGUUGAAGCUGCUAAGCUUGUUGUUCAGGAGAAGGGGGAGGUUGUUUCACAAUUGAAAUCUGCAAAAGCAGAUAAGAAGGAGAUUAGUGCUGCUGUGGCUGAACUUAAAAAAGCAAAAGAAAAUGUAUCCAAGCUGGAGGAAAGAUCUAAACUUCAGCCCGGUAUUCCUCGAAAGGACGGAAAGGUGGAUUAUACUAAAGAUUUCUUUGCCCGUCAAGCGUUUUUGACUGUUUCUGGUCAGCUUCAAGUUGAGUCUUAUGCUUGUGCUCUUAGUCGCGUGUAUACAUUUGGCCCGACAUUUCGUGCAGAGAAUUCUCACACUUCCAGGCAUUUGGCUGAAUUUUGGAUGGUAGAACCUGAAAUUGCGUUUGCAGACUUGGAGGAUGAUAUGAAGUGCGCCGAGGCAUAUGUGAAAUUUUUGUGUCGGUGGUUACUUGACAACUGCCUUGAGGAUAUGGAAUUUAUGGCCGACAAGUUUGAUAAAGGUUGCAUUGAUCGUUUGAAAAUGGUUGCCUCAACCCCCUUCAUUCGACUUACAUAUACAGAAGCCGUGGAAAUAUUGGAAGAAUCUGUGCAGAAUGGUAAGAAAUUUGAGAAGGAAGUAGAAUGGGGAAUCGAUCUAGCUUCAGAGCAUGAAAGAUACCUAACAGAGGUUAAGUAUCAGAAGCCUGUCAUUGUCUAUAAUUAUCCAAAAGAUAUCAAAGCAUUCUACAUGCGCCUCAAUGAUGACUUAGAGACAGUGGCUGCUAUGGAUGUUCUUGUCCCAAAGGUUGGAGAGUUAAUUGGUGGAAGCCAAAGGGAGGAGCGUUAUGAUGUCAUUCAACAAAGACUAGAGGAGAUGGAUCUGCCUGUUGAGCCAUAUGAAUGGUACAUUGAUCUGAGGCGGUAUGGAACAGUGAAACAUGCUGGAUUCGGUCUUGGCUUUGAAAGGAUGAUUCUUUUUGCUACUGGCCUGGAAAAUAUUAGAGAUGUGAUUCCCUUCCCACGAUAUCCUGGCAGAGCAGAUUUAUGAUUUUUAUUACUGAUUACUAAAAUAGCUACUACAAUUCCCUUGCUGAAGUAGUUGAGCUGAAAACAGAAAUUGUUUCGAUGUGUUGAGCUGAAAACAGAAAAAUUGUUUCGAUGUAGAGCAUAAAUUUCAGUCUUAUGUCCUGGGUACACUCUUUUACCAACUAAUUUACUUUCGAGAGAAUGCCGGGUUUUUGGAUGUUAAAUCUAUUUUUAUUUCUGCUUUUUUUUUUCUUUCUAUAGAAUUGAAACAACUUGUUAGGCACAGAUUGAUUCAACGAGUUAUAUUUGGUUUUAGGUGCCAUUUAACCUGGGAAAGGGGAGUAGUUUCCCAUCAUGGGAAAGUUUUGUUUUGAGCAUGAGAUUGAAGAGGAGUACUGAUCUUAUAAUAGUCUGCCAGUAUUAUAUUUUUUUCUCUCUCUUUCAUACUAUGUUGAAGCCCAUGAAUGCGGACUUUUUCCGAGGAUCUAAAAUUCAUGUUAUCAUAGGAGAGCAUAAAUCAUAUCAUCUUAAA
This is a messenger RNA of Medicago truncatula (barrel medic), 2251 nucleotides long. RefSeq names its product asparagine--tRNA ligase, cytoplasmic 1. Gene Ontology annotation, cellular component: mitochondrion. The record is from RefSeq and is a predicted model, not a curated record. The coding region runs from base 86 to 1741 and encodes 551 amino acids. Gene Ontology annotation, molecular function: nucleic acid binding; asparagine-tRNA ligase activity; ATP binding. The transcript has 6 exons. Lineage: Eukaryota; Viridiplantae; Streptophyta; Magnoliopsida; Fabales; Fabaceae. Gene Ontology annotation, biological process: asparaginyl-tRNA aminoacylation.